AUGCGUAUUUGCUAUUAUGAUCUCCUCGGCAUAGAACGUCAGGCUUCCGCGUUAGAUAUCAAAAAAGCGUACAGAAAACAAGCAUUAAUUUGGCAUCCUGAUAAAAAUGGUGAUAGAAUCCAAGAAGCUACUGAACGAUUUGCAUUAAUCCAAGAGGCUUAUGAAGUAUUAUCUGAUCCUCAAGAAAGAGCUUGGUAUGAUGGUCAUCGUGAUUCUAUUUUAAGAGGCGAUGAUUAUAAAGGACAAAAAGAUAGUAGUGCAGGAACAACGUCGGAGGAUUUAAUGCGUUAUUUCAGUGUCUCUGAAUUUAAAGGAUAUGAAGACACACCCAAGGGUUUUUAUAAUGUUUACCGAAAUUUAUUUCAAAAAUUGGCAAUGGAAGAAGAAGAAGCAUUUCGCAAUAAUCCUCCCGAAGAUGAUAUUCAUUCCGCUACAGAUUAUCCAUCUUUUGGUAAUGCGAAUACACCAUUUGCAGACAACGAUGGCUAUUUAGGAUAUGGCGCCUAUAUAAAGGACUUUUAUGGUGCUUGGUGUAAUUUUAGUACUUUUAAAUCUUUUGUUUGGAUGGAUAAAUGGCGUUUGUCAGAAGCACCAAGUCGUUAUGUACGAAGACAAAUGGAAAAGGAAAACAAAAAGGCCAGAGAGACAGCUAGAAAAGAAUACAAUGAUACAGUUCGUAGUCUUGCUGAAUUUGUUCGUAAACGUGAUCCUCGUGUAAAAGCAUAUUUGAAUGAAGAACAAAAGAGAAAGGAAGCGGCAGCAGCAGAACAGAAAGCAAGAAUGUUGCGUGAAAAGCAAGAGAUGCAGGCAAAAAUAGCUGAAUAUCAAGUACCUGAAUGGGCUAAAGUAGAUGAAGAAGAGGAUGGCAUGUUCAAUGAUGAGGAAGUUGAUGAAGAUGAUGACGAUGAAAUAAAAGAGUUUUACUGUGUUGUAUGUGAUAAAGCAUAUAAGAGUGAACGUCAAUUUAUAAGUCAUGAAAGCAGUAAACGUCAUAUCGAGAAUGUAGAGAUAUUACGACAAGAAAUGCUUGCUGAUGAAGAACAAUUUGAUUUUGGUAGCAAUGAACCAUCUGUGAUGACGGAAGAGGAUAUCAGUGUUCCUCAAGAAAUUAAAGAACAAGAUGAAGUAUUAGUCACAGCACAAUUUGAGGAUUUAAAUUUACAACAAGAUAAAAAGAAGAAGAAAAAGAAUAAAACUAAAAAGAUGACACCUCGUUGGGGAUUUGAUGAAGUGUCACCAGAUACUAAUGCUGAAGAUGAGAUAAGUAUGUUAGCGGCUGCUUUAGAAGAAGAACAAAGAUCUAGGAGGAGAAGACAAGGAAAUAGUAACACUCAUAGUAGAAAUAUGUCACCUAGUAAUAUAAUACAAGAACAAAUUCCUAAUUCUACUACACCUACACCUGAUUCAGAACCAGCAGUAGAAAAACAAAGUGCAAAAACAAAACGAGAAAAACGUAGAGAAAAAAAGAAGUUAAAAGAAGAAACAGUUGCUGAAGUAAAAUAUAAAAUAUGUUACAUGCUAAAAUCCUAUCAAAGCCUCUAAUAUUUUUUAUUUUUUUAUUUUUUAGCAUUCAUGCAAUGUUUGUAUGGAACGUUUUGAGACCAGAAAUCAGUUAUUUAAUCAUAU
Molecule: messenger RNA, 1626 nt
Organism: Cokeromyces recurvatus
Lineage: Eukaryota; Fungi; Mucoromycota; Mucoromycetes; Mucorales; Mucoraceae
Exons: 5
Coding region: 1-1542 (513 amino acids)
Cellular component (GO): cytoplasm
Molecular function (GO): zinc ion binding; nucleic acid binding
Source: RefSeq, a predicted model, not a curated record